Messenger RNA from Falco peregrinus (peregrine falcon), 5826 nucleotides. It is a transcript of the gene FBLN5, whose product is annotated as fibulin 5. NCBI's taxonomy places the organism in Eukaryota, Metazoa, Chordata, Aves, Falconiformes, Falconidae. The transcript is spliced from 14 exons. The coding region runs from base 3523 to 4857 and encodes 444 amino acids. Gene Ontology annotation, molecular function: calcium ion binding. The record is from RefSeq and is a predicted model, not a curated record. Gene Ontology annotation, biological process: elastic fiber assembly.
UGUGUCGUUUCAAAAAACACUGACAGAUUACAGAGCAAUGAUAUCGGGGAAACAGACUGCUUAUGCAUAUUUUGUGUGUUUGUUAACAAAGUGAGGACGGCUGUUUCUUGCUGUACAAGCAACCUAGAAUGUUUUUCUGUCUCUGUGUUAAGGAAACCUAACUCUUCAGAGAGCGGUCUGGACACUGAAUAUCAACCAGUAUCAUGAAGGUGGCCUUCCUAGAAGAUGCUGCAGCUAAAGAGGUGAUCAUGACUAUCAAUCUGGAUCUCGCUAAAGGAAAGGAAAAUACACGUGGGACUGUGCUGCUGAAGCUUCUGGCCUGAGCCAUCUGGAACAGGUUAUUGCAUCGAUCAUGUUAUGAGAUGGCCAUAACAAUUCAGACACUGAAUGAAGCAGACUUCAGCUGCUGUGUGAAGUAGUCCAUCUUUGAAAAAGGCGAGGAAGCCCUCCCCAAAUGCCAAGAAUUUGCAAUUAAGUUCUUUCCUGGGAGGUGGAAGAAACAAGUCCUACUCUUUAUUUUCAGGCAGAAUUGGUGUUUGAGACCAAGUUUCCCAUGUGUUUAAAUCUAUUCAUGUGGCAGUAGGGUGAGAUGUGUCUAUUGCAAAUCACUGUCUGUCGUGUGUUAUAUCAACAUGUAACAAUAUCAAAAGCUUGCUUAUUUGGCAGUCUCCAAGAACACUUAGAUCAAUCUCCACAGUCAGGCAAAAGGCCAAUUUGUGAACCUCAUGGAGCUUAGGUGCUAUUAAAAUGCAAGUGUAUCUGCAAAUGCCCAGCAGUUGUGCUCUAUGUGUUUCACCAGUUUUGCUGGUAGAAAUUUUGAUUCUGUAAGGUUUGGUAGGAGCAAAAUGGAUGCUUUAAGCAUCUAAAGCUUGGGCAUAUAGGGCCUUAAAGUGUCGCCUCCUGGCAAGUUCCUUUAGUGAAUUCAAGUCUGUAUGGCUGUAUAAAAGAUGUCUAAGACUUGGCACUUAGAAUGACUUUGGUCUUGCACACCUACCACCACACAGAUAUGUGUGAUUUGACUCUGCUCCUGCAGUUUGAUGAAGUCCUUGAGAACUUCAGUUCAGAAAGGGUGAGCUUUAAAAAAUGGCAAGAACAUCAAAGAAGGGUGUUCGACAGAUGUAGUUCUGGAGAACUGUAAGUGUAAUAUUAGAAUUAAAAAAGGAGAUGAAGUGUUGUAAAAGUUAGUAGAUAAGGACUUGUUUUUGUAAGGCAGAUUUUUUGUCCAGGAAUGUUGAGUGUAGUUAACUUACUGAGUUUCCUGACUUUUGUACAGCUUUUGUCUUAGCAUUCAGAAGCCAUUAGAUUAUGUUCUGUAGUGUUAAGGGUCCCUGUUAACCCAGUGUUGUGCAUUAUCUGCAGGAGCAUGGUGGGAUUCAUGCAUUUGGACAUCUCAUCCAGGAAGGGUAGAGUUAAGGUUACACAACAUAGUGUAUGUGCCCGUUAUGAUUAUAUAUUACAUGAUUUUUGAAAUCCAAGUCUUAAAUGUAAUUAGAGAUAUAGUUUCAACCCUAGCUAUGCACAAAGCAAACUUUCAGGAACAUGUUCAGUUACUUAACAGGGCUCCAUUUUAUGCUGAGAACUGCUCUGCACCUCCUCAUGAAGACAAAAAACAUAUCAAGGUAAUCUGAACAAAGUAGUAGAUUUUAUAACAUAGGGGGAUAGUUGAGACCGUUGAAGUGAUAGUGCUGCUAGAUCUGAAGUUUAGCCACCAUCCUGAGCAUAAAUGAUGAAGGUGUCAGCACAUGGUGAUGAAUGAUUCAUGGUUUUAUAGGGUGAACAAAAGGGGGUUUAUGUACCACAAACCUCUUCCUUUAUGCAGCUCUUCAUAUCAAAGAGAGUUGCGAGAAGGGUGUGGCUGCACCUCAUUAUUUUGUGGCUAAUGGUAGUUACAGAAAGGUACUGCAGAAAUUCCACUUAGCCAUAACAUCAAAUCCUUUUAUUUAGGAAAAAAAAGUCACCACACUGUAAACUAGCCCAAGCUGUGGUUUGGUACACUUUUUAUACUCUGGUUUUUUAUCCACUCCAGCUGUCAGAUGGAGACAGGAGAAAUCAAAACAUUUGUACAGUAUUCCUUCUUAAGGGAGCCCCUUAGGUGGUCAGGUCUGGAUUCACCUCCUGUCUCCAGCACUGGAGCACCUCUGCCAGUUGGCUGAUGAACCAGAACUCUUUAGUCUGAAGCAAUUCUUCGGGAGCAGACCAGUGCUGCAGUUGUAUGGUGAUCUGGGCAUGCGUACAAUGAUUUUUACUAUGUGAUGGCGAGGAAAAUUAAGUGGAUUAGCAAACGAAGUAUCAACAAGUGCAUGAAGCAAGCUCUUCAUCCACACAAAUGGGUGGUCGGAGCAUCUGCUUUGAUGUAGAGCUGUUUCUCAUAGUAGAUCUUCACACACCUAACACACCAUAAGCACUGCUACUUUUAGACUUGCUAGUUCUCCAGACCAUUGAGUGUAUUGAGAAACACUGAACUUUACAGAGUAAUGAGAAUGCUCACUGUUAACCUUUUGCCACAAUGAAAAUUUGCCCAGUCUUUGCUUUCUCUCUGUUGCCAGUUUUCUGACCCAUGACAAAACUUUCCUCUCGCAACAUACCCAGCAAGCUUCUUCAAAAGUCCCUUGUGUGAGCUUUCGUUAAGCUUUUGGGAAGUCUAUUUAAAAUGUUAACUGGGUUUUGUUUAUCUGCAACUGUAUUGACAAUGUUUGAAUAAUUCUAGAGGAGUGUUUAAUUUUCCAUGCAAUGCAGGUGAUGUAAGCAACUCACCAAGAGACAGUGUCAGAAAUGGCACUGAGCAUCUGGUGCCAUCAUUUUUUAAAAGAAAUUUGGACAAUUACAGCCAGUUAGCGAGGUACAGAUCCUUGCAUUUCCCAUUGGCACGGAUAGGACUUGUGGGUGCUCACUAGUCCUGAGGCAGCUCAAGCUUUGUAUCUCAAGCUGGGUAUCCAUACUUAGAGGCCAGUUUUAUGGAUAUCUAUUGUAACAACUCUGUUUCUCUGCCUCUCAAUCUGUUACAGGGAGCUAUAUGAUAGAUUUUUAUCUUGUUGGACAUUUCACGUUCCUUAGGAAUAAAGGGUUUUCUCAAAUGGAAGAUUCAACAGAAAUUCAAAGUAGUCAUUUAAUGUCUAUGUCUAUAUUUAAUUUCAGUGUUCAUCUUUGGAUCCAGCAUAAUCUUUGCAGCAUCUGAUUGCUUAGCUCUCACAUCUCAUAAAUGUUCUGCUUGACCUACUAAAGCUCUGCCUGCGGCAAAGCUGCAAAACACCUGAAAAAGUACUUUAUUUCCUUCCUCUUCAGUCAUAACUGGAGAUCUGCAAGAUAUGUCUUUUCUGAGAAAUAUUUAGUUUCACAAACAGCUCCCUGUCUGAGGAGGUACAGACGGCUCCCGAUCUUCUCCAUUACUUGCUAUUUCAUUCUUUGGACUAUAAAUGACUGAGGAACUGAAGUGCUAGCAGAGGGUAAUGUUUGGAAAAGCUUUCUAGUUAUUCAUCAGCACAGACUCUGGUUUUUUUCCACCUUUCCCCAACGGUUUUGGACAUGCAAGGAUUAAAAAGGAUACUGACUGCUUUCACACUGGCCGUCUGCCUUUCAAGCCCUGGAAAAGCACAGCAACAAUGCACUAAUGGGUUUGACCUGGACCGUGCCUCUGGGCAAUGCUUAGAUAUUGAUGAAUGUCGGACUAUUCCUGAGGCCUGCAGAGGAGAUAUGGUGUGUGUCAACCAGAAUGGUGGCUAUUUAUGUGUACCCCGAACAAACCCAGUGUAUCGAUCACCAUAUCUGAACCCUUAUUCAAAUAUUUAUCCACCACCCCCAGCACCAGGCCCCAUUCCUAACUACCCUACUGUUACAAGACCUUUGAUGUGUCGAUUUGGUUACCAGUUGGAUGAAAACAAUCAGUGUGUUGAUGUGGAUGAAUGCGCUUCAGAUUCUCACCAGUGUAACCCCACCCAGAUCUGCAUAAAUACGGAAGGGGGGUAUACCUGUUCCUGCACUGAAGGCUACUGGCUGUUAGAAGGCCAGUGUUUAGAUAUAGAUGAAUGUCGCUACGGCUACUGCCAGCAGCUGUGUGCCAAUGUGCCUGGUUCCUACUCCUGUACGUGCAACCCAGGCUUUACCCUUAAUGAUGAUGGAAGAUCAUGCCAAGAUGUGAACGAAUGUACAAGCGAAAACCCUUGCACUCAGACCUGCGUCAAUACCUACGGCUCUUUUCUCUGCCGCUGUGAACCUGGCUAUGAACUGGAAGCUGAUGGAGUUAACUGCAGUGACAUGGACGAAUGCAGCUUCUCAGAGUUCCUCUGCCAGCACGAAUGUGUGAAUGCGCCUGGUUCUUACUACUGUAUCUGUCCUUCAGGCUAUAACUUGCUUGACGAUAGCAGAAGCUGCCAAGAUAUCAACGAAUGUGAAACCAGAAACUUCACCUGCACUUCACAGCAAACGUGUUUCAAUAUCCCAGGAGAAUACAAAUGUUUAGACCCAGUAAGAUGCGAGGAUCCUUAUAUCCAGAUUAAUGAGAACCGCUGCAUGUGUCCAGCUGAAAAUGCCGGUUGCAGAGAUCAGCCAUUCACCAUCUUGUACAGAGUGAUGGAUAUGGUGUCCGGGCGGUCUGUGCCCUCUGACAUAUUUCAGAUGCAAGCAACAACUCGCUACCCUGGAGCGUACUACAUCUUCCAAAUCAAAUCAGGGAAUGAGGGCAGGGAAUUCUACAUGCGGCAAACAGGACCCAUCAGUGCUACUCUGGUAAUGACCCGCCCCGUGAAGGGGCCCCGUACCAUUCAGUUGGACUUGGAAAUGAUCACUGUUAACACCGUCAUCAACUUCAGAGGAAGCUCUGUCAUCCGGCUGAGGAUAUACGUGUCACAGUACUCCUUCUAAACCUUGAGUUUGUGUCCUGGAAACAUUAAAAUAAAAGAGGCAGUUCCUCCUCUGCAGAACUCUCUCCUCAGAAGCCAGUACGUAUAGCAGCUCCAAACCAAAUCAGUAUUUCCACAGACCCGGUGACCUAUGCCUGUCUGAGGAGGGAGGCCUCUUCAUGCACAGCCCCUACCAGGAUGCAGACAUCUGAAGAUACAUUGUCAGCAGAUCCCAUAUGAUUCUUUCUGUGGUCAUAUAUUUUAAGGACUCUUCUUUCCAUUGUAAACGCUUCUAGGGUAUGAGUCUAUGUUUGAAAGACUGUGAACCUUUGUAGCCCCAAGGCUGCUUAGCAAAAAGCACCAAAGAAACUGAGGAAAAAGCUGGCUUUUGCAAUCUUGCCUUUUUUUUUUUUCUUUUUUUUUUUUUCAUUAUAAAUGGAAAGCAGACAAGCAAGCAGACACAGAAACAAAAAGCCAACUAUUGAAACAAGGGAUCUCAGAAGUGCUAAUUUACAUUCCCAAUUAUCUCUGGAAUUAUCAGUCAGGCACUUUGCCUCAAUUCACCCUGCAUUUGUCUUAAUUUCACCAGUUUUUUCUUUGAUUCUAUUUUAUAGUUAAAAUUCAUUGUAAAUUCAUUCCAAAAUACAUGUUGUACUAUGUAAUCUUCUACUUUCUAGCAAAGUGUCACAUGUUUGGGUUCCUUCCUGUAUUAAAUCUUUCUAUAUAACAGAGUUCAUAGAAAUCUAUCACUGGAUGGUAUGUUUUACAAUAUUUAGGAUGUUAUGAUUAUUUACACCCAGGCUGUUUGACACAGGUCUCCACUGCCAGAAUAGUGUCCAGGGACUUCAGAGCAGAUAAGAACCAGAACUCUAUUUUUCCCUGUUUUCCUGAGUGUGAUAGUUGCAAACAGUUUGCAAUGGUUAUAAGGUAGUGAUACUAACUCUGUAGUUAAGGCUACAAUAAAUCUCCUGUUCAAGGACCACUCAGCUCA